AUCAUUAGUUCAUAAAUGCAACCUCACUCAUAUGAUUUGUUGAUAGGUGCAGGUUUUACAGUUUUACACGUGCAUGGUUUUUACUCUGAGACUCUAUCUAUAAAUAGAGCUUCUUGCGAGUCAUUCUUAUCGCAAGUGUAAAGCAAGGUUUUAGAGUUUUGAUAUAGUUAAAGAUGGGAGGUUUUCACAAGUAUGUUGGAGUAUUUGUUGUUGUAUUUGUGUUGGUGAUAGGAGUUUCUGAAUGCCGGAAAAUAAAGAAACAGGACUUUGGUGAUAACUUUGGUGGUGUAGGUGGGGGUUCAGGACAAGGUUUUGGUGGAGGUUUUGGAGGUGGUAAUGGUGGAGGUGGUGGUGGUUUUGGAGGAGGUGGUGGAGGUGGUAGUGGGGGUGGUUUAGGAGGAGGAAGUGGAAGUGGUUUUGGUGGAGGGUUUGGAAGUGGUGGUGGUGACGGAAAUGGUGGAGGUGGUGGAGGUUCUGGGGGUGGUGGUGGAGGUGGUAAUGGUGGUAGUGUAGGGGGAGGAAGAGGUAGAGGUGUUGGCCAUGGUAGAGGAAUUGGUGGAGGUGCUGGUCAUGGUAGUGGAUUUGGAGGUGGAGUUGGUAGAGGUAGAGGUGGUGGUGGUGGUGGUGCAGGUGGAGGGUUUGGAGGUGGAGGUGGAAGAGGUGUUGGAGGUGGAUCUGGCAGAGGUGCUGGUGGAGGCUUUGGAGGUGGAUCCGGCAAAGGUGGCGGAGGCUUUGGAGGUGGAGCUGGUGGAGGUUCUGGAGGUGGAGGUCUUGAUGGAGGCUUUGGAAGUGGUGGUGGUUUUGGAUUCGGCUUUGGUGGUGGUUUUGGAGGUGGUGCAGGUGGAGGAGGUGGCGCAGGUGGAGGAGGUGGCGGUGGUAAAGUUUAAAUUUAACUAUUUUUAAUGUUAUUAUGGAACGGAGAGUUAAAAUUGUAUGCGAAGAAAAAGUGAGAAGAGAGAAUAAUGGGAAAAAUAAAGUGGAUUUGAAGUAUUAUUUAGAAUAAAUGCAAAAGAUGAGAAAUUGAAAAAAACGUUUAUUGUUUUUAAAUAUUUAAAAUUUUCUUUGAAAUAAAAAAUCUUGUUGUAAAACUACUUUGUUUUUUUAUUUUAGUUCAGUUAAUGGAUUGAUUAACUUAACUAUGUUACUGUAUUAUAUAAUCAAUAUUUUCAAUUGUUUAAGAUAACUUAUUUAAAAAUUAUUUUAAUGAGCC
Lathyrus oleraceus (garden pea) is the source of this 1210-nucleotide messenger RNA. RefSeq names its product glycine-rich cell wall structural protein-like. Bases 174 to 887 code for a protein of 237 amino acids. The transcript has a single exon. NCBI's taxonomy places the organism in Eukaryota, Viridiplantae, Streptophyta, Magnoliopsida, Fabales, Fabaceae. The record is from RefSeq and is a predicted model, not a curated record.